Molecule: messenger RNA, 1209 nt
Organism: Epinephelus lanceolatus (giant grouper)
Lineage: Eukaryota; Metazoa; Chordata; Actinopteri; Perciformes; Serranidae
Gene: gatd3l
Product: glutamine amidotransferase class 1 domain containing 3, like
Cellular component (GO): mitochondrion
Source: RefSeq, a predicted model, not a curated record
UUCUCAGAACAUGGAGCUUACGUGGCAACGUCACUUGGCCACACACUGGUGGUAUAUAUACACUGGCACAGCACAAUCAAUAUUACCACCUUUCAAAGUCUUUACCGGCUCUGAGGUAAACUGUUCAGUUACACUUUCCUCCUACACCAGUGAGACUAAAGCAAAAUCAUGCUGGCAACCAGGACCUUGCUGUCAAAACAAACACUGGCUGCUCUCUCUCGCCAGCCUGCCUGCUUUGUUCACCAUGGUGACUAUGGCAACUGGGGGAAUACCAAUAUUGCAGUGGUAAGUGAAACAUAUCAAUAUAGGACCAGGAAGAAAAGUAGACAAACUGAUAGCGUGGGCGUUAUUGUGAAUUGUGAGUUACAUUUGGUUUGUGACUCAUAAUGUAAUGCAGGUUUUCUCAGGAUGUGGCUGGUGGGAUGGGACUGAUGUCCAUGAGGGAGUAUACACCAUGUACCACCUGAGCCGUAACGGCGCUCGCUUCCAGAUGUUUGCUCCGAAUCAACAGCAAAUGCAUGUGAUGGACCACAUGAGGAAGCAGCCUGGCUCUGGGGAGAACCGGAACAUGAUGACGGAGUCAGCUCGCUUCAGUCAUGGUCAGGGAAUGAUGCAAAUGCAGGACCUGUCCAAGCUGGACGUCAACAGCUUUGAUGGCGUCAUCUUCCCUGGAGGCCACGGCAUCAUCAAGAAUCUGUCCUCUUUUGUGAAGGAUGGCAAAGAUUGCAAGCUGCACAAUGAUGUGGAAAGGGUGCUUAAAGACUUCCACCGCUCACGCAAGCCUAUUGGACUGGCAAGCAUGGCUCCCAUGCUGGCCUGCCGCGUGCUGCCCAGCAUCGAGGUGACCAUGGGCUAUGAGCGGGACGACAACACUCGCUGGGGGAACUGGCCUCACACAAACAUGGUGCAGGCUGUGAAGAGUAUGGGUGCUCGCCACAAUGUCCGUGAGCCAUACGAAGCCUAUGUGGACGAGAAGAACAAAGUGGUCAGCACCCCGUCCUUCAUGUGGGAAACAGAGUAUCACUAUCACUACAUUUUUGAUGGCAUUGGAAACAUGGUCAAACAUGUCAUGCGUAUGUCAACCAAGUGAUGUGACACUUUCAGCCUGGAGAAGAAAUAGAGAAAGUUGGUGUUGACGUGUGACGUACACCCCUGUAUUGUGAUGCAUUCUUACCUGAAAACAUAUAAAUGCUUUAGUUAAAGAGCAAA